This is a messenger RNA of Punica granatum (pomegranate), 2358 nucleotides long. The record is from RefSeq and is a predicted model, not a curated record. Lineage: Eukaryota; Viridiplantae; Streptophyta; Magnoliopsida; Myrtales; Lythraceae.
AGGCUACUCCAGACGGCGGUUACGUUAGAUGGCAGCAGCAUCAGCUGCAGCGGGAGCAUCAGAGAACGUAGGAGUGAAUCAUCGGCGGUCCAUCACCGGAGCCCGGCCACCCUUCCCCUCCGGUCUUCUCCUCCUUAUUCUCUUGGAGAAUUCAGGUGUCGGUGCAGCAUAGCAGUAUUGUCAGUCAAGGCAUUGAAAAAUAUGAGUAACUUUAACGAUCAGCCAUUGCCUCCUGGAGUUCAAUCUUAUACCCGACAACCACAUUUCCCAUCGCCUCCAAUUCCAUCUUCUUCAUAUCCACCACACCAUGUUGGUAAUACCCCGAAUCCUCAGUUUCACUGGUCGAGUACUCAGAGUUUCUACCAGCAUACUGCAGCACCUCAGUACAAUUUUGGUUUGCAUGCUCCUUCACCAAUGGGGCAGAACUCCAACAACUCUCUAAAUGGUGGCAUGCCACAGUAUGGUACUACAGAUCCGGCUGAGGAUGCUUCUCAGUUCGGAAGUGAUCAUUCGGCAAAUCUACAGGGUAAUAUGAGCACUGGGGAGAUCAGUAGUGCUGAUCAGCCGAGAGAACUUGGGUCUUCUCAUCAGCUCAUUGCAAAUAAAGGGCACUCGGCGGAUCCAUUGCCUCCUAGUUCUGACAACCAGCAGCCUCAAGAGCAAAACAUGGAGUAUGGGGAUAUUGAUGCAAACACUGGAGGAAGCUAUCAAUCAUCAUCUUCUGAUCUAAAUACACUACAAAAAGAAUUCAAUAGCGCAUCUGCUGUUGGUGUAUUGCCUUGCUCUGACAGCAAGCCCGUGGCAAUUGCAAGUGACAUUGAACAUGCUGCCCAGGAUGCUGUUCUGCGAGAACAAGAGCUUGCAACUCAAACUGUUAUACGCAAUCAAAGAGAUGCAAGAGUUGCAAGCGGAGCAUCUACGGAUGGUUCAGACAUCUUCUCCGAACGUCACAAUCCUAGUGCUAUAAAAGAGCAUCUGUUAAGGAUGGCAACAGAGCACCGUGCAGAGAUUGCCUCGAAACGUGGGGUUCCUGCUGUUCCUGAUAAAGGAAACAUAGAGAUAGGAAAUGGGUAUGGUGUUCCUGGUGGAGGUGCUUAUUAUACGUCUCAGAGGCCGGAAGAUUCUGAGCAGAAGCCUGCAGCUACGGGGUUGCCAGAGUAUCUUAAGCAAAAGCUGAGAGCUCGGGGUAUACUGAAGGAGAAUGCCUCUGAAGGACAACCUGUGAGAGUUGAACAUAAUGCAGCAAUACAGUCAGCUCAUCAGCCCGAAGCUGGAAGUUUGCCUCCUGGAUGGGUGGAGGCACGAGACCCUGCAACAGGUUCUGCUUAUUAUCACAAUGAAAGUACUGGAAAAAGUCAGUGGGAAAGGCCUCAAGAAAAAGUUCCCAAUAGUCAACCUCCAGCAUCUGCACCACUCCCUGAAAAUUGGAUCGAGGCACUUGAUGAAACGACAGGUCACAAAUAUUACUAUAAUAAAGUGACUCAAGUAUCACAGUGGGAGUAUCCUGGUUCCUCCCAGAAAGUUGCCUCUCGAAAUGAAAAUAGUGGAAGCUUAGAUUCUAGGAAUGAAGCUAAUAGUAACAGUGGUGAACAGUCACCUCAAUUAAACAGGUGCAUGGGAUGCGGUGGUUGGGGCUUAGGUCUUGUGCAGACUUGGGAUUACUGUAAUCACUGUACUCGAGUUCUCAAUCUUCCUGAGAGGCAGUACUUGUCAGCCAAUUUGAAUAACCAGCAGCUUGGCAACACAACUCAAAGCAAGGAAGGUCUCGAGAAAAAGACUCCCAACCAAAGGUCUAGUUCAAAACCUCCGAUGGGACGGGGAAAUCGAAGAGACAGCAGGAAACGUGUUUAUUCUGAAGAUGAUGAGUUGGAUCCGAUGGACCCCAGUUCUUAUUCAGAUGCUCCUCGUGGAGGCUGGGUUGUAGGGCUGAAAGGAGUACAACCACGAGCAGCUGACACCACAGCCACGGGUCCUCUCUUCCAACAACGUCCAUAUCCCUCCCCCGGAGCUGUGCUGCGGAAAAAUGCCGAAAUCGCUUCCCAGAGUAAGAAGCCAAACUUGGGUUCUCGUUACGCUCCUAUAACCAAGAAGGGGGAUGGAAGCGACGGGCUCGGUGAUGCUGACUAAGCUAGCUAUGCUUUUAUACACGCCACGGAAUGCGAGGGUUGUGCAUAUUGGUGAUCUUCGCCAUGCUUACGGGGGUGCCAUUCUCAUCUCAGCCGAGGCUCCAAUCGACCCAUAUUUAUGUGCAAAAACUUUUGUAAAACAAAGCUUGUAAUAUUUAUCUGCUCGAAGCAUGCCAUUGUAUGAUCAGUUCUCUGUCUCUUAAGGUCGAACGAAAAAUGUUCCCUUCCCGAA